CUUUGCCACACAACACCAUAAGCACCCUUUCGGCUGAAGGGUUUUUAUGCGAGGAUGCUGGCAGUGUGCACGACAAACUUGCUCUCGUACCUGGAUUCGAUAACGUUGAAACGCGCACCAGUUUGUGUGCCACCGACAUGCGCCCUGGACGUCGAGCCAACUUGCAUCGUGUGGGCCCCGGACAACAGUGCUCUCUUCAUCUCUUCAAAGGAGAGUAUAUUCAAGUAUGACUCCUCAGAGCGCCACUUGAAACCUGUAUACCUAUCGUCGCACCCCUCGUCGAUCAACGCGCUGGCGAGCAAGGACCGUGGCAGCACACUCAUCUUCAGCCAAGGUCAACAAGUGCUCAUCCUGGAGACUCAUUCAGGACGAAUUGUGCAGAAGUUUGACUCUCACAAGGCACCGGUCACUUCUAUCGCGCUUUCCAACGACGGCAGCCUUCUUGCGACCACCUCCGCUGCGGCCGUGCACAUCCAUAAUCUCUCACAUGGAUCGCAUACGGUCCUCCGUGGGCUCACAUCAAUAUCAGGCUCUAUUACCGCGUGCCAGUUCAGCCCACAUUCUCGGACGAGGCUUCUUAUAGGUGCUGGCGCGCAGCUGCUGGUGUAUGACACGACUCGCCCCUCCGGCCCCAUCAAGUCCUUCACCUUAGGCAGAGAAAGGAGCCUUGGCGAGAUUGUGUCUGUGGCGAGCAGCCCGUUCAGCAAGACACUCAUUGCAGUCGCGUGCAGCGGCGGGACAAUACAUGUGGUCGAUCUCGAGAAGGACAAAGGCAUUCUCCGCGCGUUGUCGGUACAUGUACCGUUGACCUCGCUGGUGUUCUCUGCUGAGGGCGUCACGCUGUAUGCUGGUACCGAGAACGGCAAGGUCUUGAUCCAGGACCUGCGCUUGCUUGACAAGGCACCAAAGUCCAUCAUCAUAAGUGCGAAGGGGGAGCGGGUGGUAGCGAUGUCAGUCCAGCAGAAGCUCAAGACGCAAGAGGCGCAAUCCAAGCCCAUCGUCGCUACGUCCAGCAAGCCUCUCCUCACACAGGACACGAACAAGCAUCCUGUUCGUCACACCUCGGCUGCUACUUCUGUCCCCGGAGCCGAUGAGAAGGCUCAGGUUGCAGAGAAUGCUCCACCCCCCAUAGCCGAACGUACUGCCUCCCGCGGGGGAACUCCUGGCAAGCUGCGCGCGCUCGCCGAGAGCUCCCCACGCCCUGCGCGAACUAUGCGGGCGGGCAUCACCUCUCCGCUAUCCAAGGGGGUGAGUAGCGGAGGUAUCACCAAGCGCGUGAUAUCGCCGCCCAAAACGCCUCUUCAUAGACGGUCGACGAGAGCUAUUCUGGAGGAGGCGGAUGUAUCAGUACACAUCGAGAACCUCCUCGCGCCUCUUCCGGGGCGGAGGGCGAAGGAAAACGUCGUUCCAAUGGAUAUCGACCCUAAGCCCGUACCUUCUGAUAGCACAUCUGUCCCUCCGCCUGCCGUAUCGCGUACAUCUUCGGGGCAGUCCUCACGCACGAGUGACAUGGUGAGAAGCAGGCCGGCCAGUGCUGGGACCUUGGUGACCACGUCUACGACAUCAAGAAAGCGUUCGGAGUCCACUAGCACCUCGGGUACAUCGGUAUCAGCAGCGCGCAGGACUGCUAAGUCGUCGACCGAAUCAACUGGUCCUCGCGCGCAUCCUCCAGUACCAUCCGUGCACGUUGAGCCCGCGGCGAUCUCAUCGAAGAGCCGUACUCUGCAAUCACAGACGCCUAGCCUGGAGCUGCCUGACAUGCAUGCUCGGUUGCCAGUUACUCCCAGAAAGCGGAGGGGCAAGGAAAGGAUGGCUGUGCUUGGUCUCGGAUCACCCGAGUUAGACCGGUGGUUCCGAGCAGGAGAUGAAGAGAUAGAGGAAGAUGCACGAGAACAAGGGGCAGACAGCAGGAGGGUCGGCUUUACAAGCAAGAGCAGCAAAGACAAUGAAGCUCGGGAUGAACAGAUCGAUGACAACGAUAAGUUGGAGGUCCCACGAGGAGCAGUCCCUACCUUCACGGUCGAGGUUUCCCCUAGGCGACCACUCCAAGGCAACGUGUCGACAUGGCCGUCUGUAACAUCGCCUCUUCGCAACCUUUCUCCUCAUCCCGCAUCGCCAGGCUCGCAUGCGGCGGCUAAUCUCUUGCAGGGCAUGCUGCGCGACGCGAUGUACGACUUCCGGCAAGAGACGCGGUCACAGCUGACUGGCCUACACUUAGACAUGCUGAAGAUGGGCAGAGGCAUCCGGACGGAGUUGCGCACGAUUGUCGACGAGUUCCGGGGAGAACUGUCUACGCUGCAGGAGGAGAAUCGGCAGCUGAGAACGGAGAACGAGCGGUUGCGAAGAGGAUAUUGACAUGAUCAUUGAUAGUGUCAUCGCGUAUGCAGGGCCUUGCCGUUUGAACCUGGAGGGGUCAUGUAUAUGAUAUAUGAUCACUUGUAUGUAAUCAUAAGCCUGUUGGAC
Molecule: messenger RNA, 2463 nt
Organism: Laetiporus sulphureus 93-53
Lineage: Eukaryota; Fungi; Basidiomycota; Agaricomycetes; Polyporales; Laetiporaceae
Product: WD40 repeat-like protein
Exons: 4
Coding region: 55-2355 (766 amino acids)
Biological process (GO): microtubule nucleation; mitotic cell cycle
Cellular component (GO): ciliary basal body; pericentriolar material; centriole
Molecular function (GO): gamma-tubulin binding
Source: RefSeq, a predicted model, not a curated record